AGUCGGAAGGCUGGGCAGUCGCCAGCUGUGUGAAGUCUUAGAAGAUUAAGUGCUGGUCUGCGCCUGGGAGAGGGUAACUCUGGACAAAUGGAAAAGCUGGUUGCUUGUGUACAGAAAAAGCCAGAUGCUAUUUGUAGACUGAUUUGCUUUCCAUGGGCUGGAAGUGGAACUUCAAAAUUAGCUAAAUGGGGCAGACUCUUCAACGACUCAAUUGAAGUGUUCUGUAUAAGGCUUCCUGGAAGAGAAACUCGUCUUGAGGAGCCUUUUCCAAAAGACAUGACAAGUGCAGUUAAUGAAAUUAUAAGUGUUUUGUUAGAAAAAUUGAAAGAAAAACCAUUUGCAUUUUUUGGUCACAGUUUUGCAACUUACCUGAGUUUUGCCGUUGCACUUCAGCUGAAAGAAAAGUACGGACUGGAGCCAGUCCAUCUUUUCAUGUCAGGAGCACAUGCCCCAAAUUCUGCAUCAUUUCUUGCCAUCAAAAGCCUGAUCCCACCUGAUGAAAUCGAUGACCUUCUCAUACUGAUGAAGAUUGUAGGAGGAAAUUCUGAGUUUCCAUCUGAUGAAGACAGUUGGACAGAUACGGUGCUUAGAGAAGAUGCUAGAAUUCUUCACACGUUUUCAUUUGAGAAGACAGACAUGACUAGCCCCUUCUCCUGCGAUAUUACCUACUUUUCUGGGUCUGAUGAUAAAAUAUUUGAUGCAAAAGGUUGGCAAGAACUAACAAGUGGAAAUACUUCCUUUUAUGAGCUUCCUGGAGAUCACUUUUAUCUAAUGAAACCAUCUAAUCAAAGCUUCUUGAUAAAACACAUCACAAGAAGCAUAGAAAAUGCCGGUCUAUGAGUAUUUUCCUCAAUUUUAAUAGCAGAAUGUGUAGGGUUAGUCCACAGCAAUUUGUAAUAAGGCACUUCUUUCUCUAAAUUGCAUGCAGUUAUGCCUCAAAGUUGUUCUGUUCUUCCUCUGUAAUCCUUUAUAAGGGGGAGUUUUCCUGAUUUUUUGAAAACAAACAUUGGCUUUGAGUCUUUAAAAAGGUUUCAUCUUCUCCUUCUUCUCUUGCACAUGUACAAACUCUUCACUUUAUUCCAUAACCUUGUUUGCAAAAAAAUUACGUCUAUGUUAUUUUACUGUUAGAGCUUCUCUGUUUGUCUGCUCCUGUCAAAAUGCUAAAUAUAAUUUAAUACCCACAAAAAUCCAUAAUUCCCACGGAAAGCUUCAUUUAUUCAGUUCAAAUUUAUUUAGAUUA
Molecule: messenger RNA, 1240 nt
Organism: Vidua macroura (Pin-tailed whydah)
Lineage: Eukaryota; Metazoa; Chordata; Aves; Passeriformes; Viduidae
Gene: OLAH
Product: oleoyl-ACP hydrolase
Exons: 7
Coding region: 88-840 (250 amino acids)
Biological process (GO): lipid biosynthetic process
Source: RefSeq, a predicted model, not a curated record